Alnus glutinosa is the source of this 1652-nucleotide messenger RNA. RefSeq names its product nicotinamide adenine dinucleotide transporter 2, mitochondrial-like. The transcript has 9 exons. The record is from RefSeq and is a predicted model, not a curated record. Gene Ontology annotation, biological process: NAD transmembrane transport. The coding region runs from base 337 to 1305 and encodes 322 amino acids. Lineage: Eukaryota; Viridiplantae; Streptophyta; Magnoliopsida; Fagales; Betulaceae. Gene Ontology annotation, molecular function: NAD transmembrane transporter activity.
UUGAAACUUUCGUAUCGCCAAUAGUAAUAAAUGUGAAGGAAUUAUUUUUUAAAAUUCCAAAAAAGUUCCCGUUCAAACGAGUCCCGUACACGUUCUCAGGAAUCCAACUCAGACCGCCUAAACCCCUUCAAAGACGAUAACCCCAACCUUCUCUGAAUAUUUCCCUCUUUUUUCUCUCCUCUUUCAGAUUGGGGAUUUGGCGUGGGGUUCAGGGUUGGUCAAAUGUGGCAGGGGAAAACCAUAACUAUAACUAUAAAUACACGCAUCUUACCAUGCGAAUUCGCUUAGCUUUAAUCGAAACCGUGGGAACUGUAGCCUAGAGGAGGGGCUCGCAACAUGACUACUGGCGCUAGCAAGCCUUCUAAUGGUGGCGGUCCGAGCACCAGAGAUGUCAUCUGCAACGGCGGUGCCGGUGCCGCUGCUGGCGCUAUAGCGGCGACAUUUAUGUGCCCAUUGGAUGUGAUCAAGACCAGGUUACAGGUCCACGGCCUUCCUCCUGCCCACAGAGGUAGUGUCAUUAUCACAAGCCUAAAGGACAUUUUAAGGACUGAAGGUUUCAAGGGAUUGUAUCGUGGCCUUUCUCCGACUUUAGUAGCACUACUUCCAAACUGGGCAGUCUACUUCACAGUUUAUGAGCAUCUAAAAAAGCGCCUACUCCAUUCACAUGGGGAUAGCAGCAAUGAACUCACGAUUGGUACAAAUAUGAUAGCUGCUGCAAGUGCUGGGGCAGCCACUGCCCUUACAACAAAUCCACUGUGGGUUGUUAAGACCAGACUCCAAACACAGGGAAUGAGGCAGGGCGUGGUUCCUUACAAAAGCAUGCUUUCUGCUUUGACAAGGAUUGCACAUGAGGAAGGCAUUCGGGGAUUGUAUAGUGGCAUUGUUCCUUCAUUGGCCGGGAUAAGUCAUGUUGCAAUUCAAUUUCCUGCAUAUGAAAAGAUCAAGAGUUAUAUGGCUAGAAGGGGUAAUGAUGGUAACACAACAGUUGAUAAUUUGAGUCCUGGGAGCGUUGCUGUUGCCUCGUCAGUGGCAAAAGUGUUUGCCUCAGUGAUUACUUACCCACAUGAGGUAGUGCGUUCCCGGCUGCAAGAGCAAGGGCAGGCCAGAAAUAGUGAAGUCCGAUAUGCCGGGGUUAUUGACUGCGUUAAGAAGGUGUUCCAAAAGGAAGGCCUUCCCGGUUUUUACCGUGGUUGUGCAACUAAUCUGUUGAGAACCACUCCGUCCGCGGUUAUUACGUUUACCAGUUAUGAAAUGAUUCGUAGGUUCUUGGAGCAGGUUAUACCUCCCGGCAGGAAGCAUUCAUAGACCCACCAAAAAGAAUGCACUGGGGGGGGGGGGAGAGCAUGACAACCUAUUCGCGGCAAUCAUAAAACCCAAUUAACUUAGAGCGGCUAACAGCAAGACAGUGAUUGACUAAUUUUUUGUCCUCUGUACCGUUAGGGAAAUUUUUUGCAAGAAUAAAGAUGCUCAAUUAGCUUGGAUUUGUCCUGCUGAAGAAAGGGAAAGAAAGAACACCAAAAUAAACUUGUUUUAGGCUUUAAAAAUUUAACUUAGUUUUAAGUGCUUUGUGCUUUAGAUUAUUUGUUAAUGCUUUUGUUUUGGAAACAGAAAAUCAUAAGUUAGAAGGAGAAUGGUUUAACAAAUAAUGCCAA